Molecule: messenger RNA, 543 nt
Organism: Plasmodium berghei ANKA
Lineage: Eukaryota; Apicomplexa; Aconoidasida; Haemosporida; Plasmodiidae
Product: RNA-binding protein, putative
Exons: 3
Coding region: 1-543 (180 amino acids)
Molecular function (GO): RNA binding
Source: RefSeq, a predicted model, not a curated record
AUGAUAAUUCUGAAAAUUCUUUUUAUGUUUGUAAGUCUAAUUCAGUCAUUUAUGAUAAAAAAGAUACAAUGGGGGGAAGAAAACUUACACGGUAUCCAGUUUCGGCUAUAUAAGACGAAAUAUUUUAGAAAAUUCAAAACAAUGCCAUAUCUUAGAGAUUCGGGAGAAAAUCAUAUAAAGGAAUUAACAAGAGAACGUGUAAAAUUAAAUAAGCAUACAGCAAAUCCAAUAACACGCGGUGCUAAUUUUCUCUUUAUAUGUAAUUUGGACAAUAGAUUAUCAUCUCAAGAUGUUACUCAUUUUUUUAACUAUUUUAUUGGUAUUGGAAAUUGUGUAGCUCAAAUAAAAAGAAAUAGAUACACAGGGAGAAACAUGGGGCAUGGUAUUUUGAAAUUUAAAAAAGCUGAGGAUGCAACAAUUGUUUUAUUAAAUUAUCAAGGAAUAAAGUUAGGAGAGAAAAAUAUAAUUUUAACAGAAGCUUUUAAAAAUGAUUAUUUAGAGCAAAAAAAGCAUAUAUGUAAUAUAUUUAAGCCACGCAUAUAA